Labrus mixtus (cuckoo wrasse) is the source of this 2695-nucleotide messenger RNA. RefSeq lists its product as uncharacterized. The coding region runs from base 122 to 1909 and encodes 595 amino acids. Lineage: Eukaryota; Metazoa; Chordata; Actinopteri; Labriformes; Labridae. The record is from RefSeq and is a predicted model, not a curated record. The transcript is spliced from 6 exons.
UGUUUCCAGAUUACCAGUUGAUUGUGCAGAACUGGGAGUGGAGAAAAAAAAGAAAAUAUCAACUUAAGUGCGACUAAGACUUCUGUUAACGCUUUCUCUUGUUUGUUCUUGUGUUGACAGGAUGCUCAAGUUAGCGCUGCUACUCCUGACUGUGUCAGGCCUCCAGGCUGCCCCACUCGCAGGCCCUAAAAGUUUGCAGAAGUCAGCUUCCACCUACCAGCUGCCUAAUGGCUUUCGACAGGGCACUGAACACUCUGACACCCGUAAGCCGAUUCCUCACGACUUCCGACAAGGUACCGAGCCCUCCAGGAGGUUCAUCGUUAACCUCAACACCGGCCUAGUGCAGGAUUACAUCAGUGAGAUGGACAGGAGAGUGGAUAUCAUGCUUCCUUCUCAGGGAAAAGGAUUUGGAGAGAUGAAGCGAAGCCACCGGCCAAUGGAGGAGGUACCUCUGGAUGUUCCAGCCCAGAAGAACGGUAAUGGUUGGGUCCGUGUGGAGGAACCCUCUGAUAAUCGUCUUCCUGAUGGUUUUAGACAGGGAACAGAACCCCUUAAGACCAUCCCAGCUGGAUUCAGACAGGGGACAGAACCCGUGAGAUCAAUCCCAGACGGUUUCAGACAGGGAACAGAACCCAUGAGAUCAAUCCCAGAAGGUUUCAGACAGGGAACAGAACCCGUGAGAUCAAUCCCAGAAGGUUUCAGACAGGGAACAGAACCCAUGAGAUCAAUCCCAGAUGGUUUCAGACAGGGAACAGAACCCGUGAGAUCAAUCCCAGAAGGUUUCAGACAGGGAACAGAACCCAUGAGAUCAAUCCCAGAAGGUUUCAGAAAGGGAGCUGAACCCGUUAAGACCAUCCCAGAUGGUUUCAGACAGGGAACAGAACCCGUUAAGACCAUCCCAGACGGUUUCAGACAGGGAACAGAACCCGUGAGAUCAAUCCCAGACGGUUUCAGACAGGGAACAGAACCCGUGAGAUCAAUCCCAGACGGUUUCAGACAGGGAACAGAACCCGUGAGAUCAAUCCCAGAAGGUUUCAGACAGGGAACAGAACCCAUGAGAUCAAUCCCAGUAGGUCUUAGAAAGGGAGCUGAACCCGUUAAGACCAUCCCAGAUGGUUUCAGACAGGGAACAGAACCCGUUAAGACCAUCCCAGACGGUUUCAGACAGGGAACAGAACCCGUGAAAUCAAUCCCAGACGGUUUCAGACAGGGAACAGAACCCGUGAGAUCAAUCCCAGACGGUUUCAGACAGGGAACAGAACCCGUGAGAUCAAUCCCAGAAGGUUUCAGACAGGGAACAGAACCCAUGAGAUCAAUCCCAGUAGGUCUUAGAAAGGGAGCUGAACCCGUUAAGACCAUCCCAGAUGGUUUCAGACAGGGAACAGAACCCGUUAAGACCAUCCCAGACGGUUUCAGACAGGGAACAGAACCCGUGAGAUCAAUCCCAGACGGUUUCAGACAGGGAACAGAACCCGUGAGAUCAAUCCCAGAAGGUUUCAGACAGGGAACAGAACCCAUGAGAUCAAUCCCAGAAGGUUUUAGAAAGGGAGCUGAACCCGUUAAGACCAUCCCAGAUGGUUUCAGACAGGGAACAGAACCCGUUAAGACCAUCCCAGACGGUUUCAGACAGGGAACUGAACGCUCCACCUCCAGGCUCCAAACAAAGACUGUGGCAUGUAAAGGGGAGGUCAUCAAUGGAAACUGCUACGAAUUCAACCCCACACCACUUGCCUUUCAGAAUGCACAGGAAUUAUGCAGAGCUCUUGCGCCAAAUGCUGAGCUUGCAUCUGUGACAAAUGGCGAUCUGCAUUCACGCCUGGUCUCCCUGGUGACCAAAGGUGGUGAGAGUAACCCCAUGUUGACCUGGCUGGGAGGCAUAGUCAAGGCAAGUUUGUCUUCUCAUCAGUGACCCUGUUUUUAUUUUGCCAGACAAUGGUAAUGAAACCAUUCUGUCACCAGUACCCAGUCUCCUUUUCCCGCCCAAAAAAUACAACUGAAUUGACAGUAUACCUUUUUUUUUUUUAAGCCAUUUUGUAAUUUCAGAAACAAAGAAUGAUGUUUUAGCUGCUUUUUGCUUUUCUAUGUGCUUACUAACUAUGACGCCAGCACAUUGGGAACAACUCUUACACAGCGUUCAGGCCAAGGAGAGUGUCAUCUGAUAUGGUAUCAACAAGAUAGAUAGUGUUAUUCUUACCUUGGUAGAACAUUGACCCCUCAACCUUUUCUUUCAACAUGUUCCAUCUGUUCCUGGACUUCAAAGUAUGAACAACCCUGAGCCCUUUCCUUCGCGUUAUCGUGUAAAGGGGCCAUUUUUUUGCAACUACUCCAGCUUAUAUAAGUGCAUAUUUUUCUAAAACUGUACACGUGUUGUUGGUUUUGCACACCUCAGAAUCAGGAGGCAUCAUGGGUGGAUGGGUCAGAGUGGAAAUACAGCGACUGGAUGCCGGGUCACCCCAACAUUCACACUGAUAAACCUGUUUGUGUGGAGAUGUUCAAGAUAGAUCAGAGCUGGUGGACUGCGGUCGACUGUGAACUGAAGAGAGCGUCCAUCUGCUCGUACCCGAUCACUGCAUGAAAACCAUAAAGAAACACACCAUUAAGAAGGUGGUUCAUCCUUCCUACAAACAAGUUUCCAUUCAUUUUGGAUGCCACUGAAUGUCUGUGUUCUCUUGAAUAAACCUGGCAUAUUACAUCA